Molecule: messenger RNA, 996 nt
Organism: Haliotis rubra (blacklip abalone)
Lineage: Eukaryota; Metazoa; Mollusca; Gastropoda; Lepetellida; Haliotidae
Exons: 3
Coding region: 1-540 (179 amino acids)
Source: RefSeq, a predicted model, not a curated record
AUGGCGGCCAAAUUGUCUGUGGUGGGGUGUCUGAUGCUGCUUGCUGGACUACUGGCUCACAUCGUCAGCUUCUGCAGCCCGUACUGGCUUGUGGUUAGUGGGGUGGACUAUGGCUUGUGGCAGAUCUGUGUUGGGAGAUCCUGCGUUUCUUUCCUCAUGGGCGAGACGAUGCUCACAGGAUAUUUCCACGCCGUGCAGGGCACGACAGCUUCCGGUCUUCUGUUCACCAUUGUGGCCUUUGUAAUAUCCGUGAUCAACGCCAGAGCCCCUCGUCCCAGACUCAGCCUCGUUCCUGGAAGCUUGGUCCUCAUAGCAGUUAUCCAGAUUGGAGUCGGCGUCCUCAUCUACGCCGUGAAGAACUGGAGUGUCUCCACGUCCCUGGGGUGGGCCUUCUACCUGGAGUGUGGAGCAAUCGGGGCUCUCGUCCUCGCCACCGUGCCACUCUUUAUCUCAGCAGCAGUGACAAGGUCCAAGUCCAGGGCUGUCGAUCUAACUGUCCGUUUUGCUGACGACCCCAACAGACCGACGACCGAACUGUGACGAUAGCUGUGUGUAAUUUCCGUUCUGGGAAGGAACAGACUUACAUAUCAUACAGUGACAAUACACCCCUGUGUAUCCUACAUCUACCUGGACGGAAGAAGAAACCUUGAACAGGACUAUUUGUUAGGAAUGAAUCAUGGUUUGGGUCUUCUAUACCCUGGAUAUAGUAAAGACUUUGGGUAGAAACGUAUUUGCUUGGAAUGCGAUACAUUAUCAAAACCAUGAUCCACAGUACAUGUAAUAAACCGUACUUCAUCCUUACGUCAUUUUAUUUAUUUAGUUAAACUGAACGGCAAAAGAACCAUUUUCGUUUCAAACCUGGUUACAAGUUCAUGCCUUAUCUUUUUCUUCAUUGAAUCAAUAUGAGUUACAUUACCUAUCAACAGAUGUUUAACGAACUGUUGGAAAUUACGAGUGAUGGUUAAAUGGCAUAGUCAAAAUUCUUUCAAUUUUCUA